Messenger RNA from Toxorhynchites rutilus septentrionalis, 1180 nucleotides. Its product is annotated as very-long-chain (3R)-3-hydroxyacyl-CoA dehydratase 2-like. Bases 225 to 905 code for a protein of 226 amino acids. Gene Ontology annotation, molecular function: 3-hydroxyacyl-CoA dehydratase activity. Gene Ontology annotation, biological process: sphingolipid biosynthetic process; fatty acid elongation; very long-chain fatty acid biosynthetic process. Lineage: Eukaryota; Metazoa; Arthropoda; Insecta; Diptera; Culicidae. The transcript is spliced from 3 exons. The record is from RefSeq and is a predicted model, not a curated record. Gene Ontology annotation, cellular component: endoplasmic reticulum membrane.
AGCAAUGUUGGUGUGCUGGUUCUUUUCGCUGUUGGUCUAAAAUCUCGAUCGACUCGUAUUUACAUUUUAAUGAACUCAAAUUAUCCACUGUCUGGUUCAGCAAGUCGUACACAAAGUGAUCGUGAUCGUCGCGAACAUUACGUUGCAUUUCCAGUGGUGCUUCCGAAGAGUGGGGUCAGAAGUCGAGUCGAGUGUGUGCCUAAAGUUAUAUAAAAUUACGUGAAAUGCCCCCUAAGGAACCGUCUUCAUUAGUGAAAUUGUAUCUUAUCCUGUAUAAUGGUGGGCAAGUUUUGGGAUGGUCCUACAUGUUCUACCAAUUACUGGCAUAUUACACGAUUGACAAAGGAAGCGGGAAGACCCUUUGGGAAUACCUGGGAACCACUGUUAUAAUUUUCCAAAAUGCAGCCGCGCUUGAGAUUUUACACGCAGCGACGCGUAUCGUCCCAAGCAAUCCGGUUAUCACCACCUUCCAGGUACUUUCCCGUGUGAUGGUCGUCUGUGGUGUUGUGAUGGCAACACCGACUGGAAAAACCUCACCUGGUCUUCCGCUAGCGCUACUCGCCUGGACCAUUACCGAAAUCAUUCGGUACGGCUACUACGCACUGAACCUGGUCGAUGCCGUUCCGCAUCUGCUCAUAUUCCUGCGCUACACCACUUUCAUCGCACUCUACCCGAUCGGUGUGACCGGUGAACUGCUGUGCUUCUUCUGGGCCCAAAGCUACGUCCGAGAGUCCAAGCAAUGGAGCAUCGAGAUGCCGAAUGCGUACAAUUUCACCUUCUCCUAUUACUAUUUUCUGUGGCUGAUUAUGCUGCUGUACAUUCCACUGUUUCCGCAGAUGUAUCUGCAUAUGUUUGCCCAGCGACGGAAGAUACUCGGAGGCGGUGCCAAACAGAAGGUCAAAUAAGCAAUUAUCAAAAAAAACUUAAUUAGGUUACUUUUGUUAUGUUUAAUCGGUUUAAUGACACCAUAAUAUAAAGGAUCAUCUCCUGAAGACAUGCUGGACAGAUGUUUGGUGGAGGAUAUUCAGACUGAACCAAUUUUUCUCACUACUCUCGAAACACCUGACAUUUAUCUUUUUGUUUCUUAUUUUCACCAGCCUUCGUUAACGGGAUUAAAGUUUAGCCAUUCAGAUGGAAAUAUAUCAACUGCUGAGAAUUAAAAACUUGAUUUGUGGACAAA